Molecule: messenger RNA, 837 nt
Organism: Aspergillus thermomutatus
Lineage: Eukaryota; Fungi; Ascomycota; Eurotiomycetes; Eurotiales; Aspergillaceae
Product: pyridoxamine 5'-phosphate oxidase family protein
Exons: 4
Coding region: 1-837 (278 amino acids)
Source: RefSeq, a predicted model, not a curated record
AUGCCUCACUUCUAUCCUUCGAUCUCCCCAGAACUCCGCGACUGGGCUCUCCGCCAGAGCGUCUUCUUCGUGGCCUCGGCCCCACUGCGCGGCAAACAUGUCAAUCUCUCGCCAAAGGGCCUGCCCGAUGCUUCGUUCGCCAUCCUCAGCCCAAACGAAGCAGCGUAUAUCGAUGCAACGGGGUCUGGCAGCGAGACCAUUUCCCAUCUGAGAGAAAACGGUCGGAUCACGGUUCUGUUCUGCUCCUUCGAUGCUGCCCCACGCAUCUUGCGCUUCUUCUGUAAUGGCUCGGUGAUCGAGUGGGAUCAGCCCGAGUUCCCGAAUUACUUGGAACGCAUGGGAAACAAGAAGGUCCUCGGGGCGCGUGCUAUUAUACGUUUGGAUGUUUACAAGGUCCAAACCUCCUGCGGGUACGGGGUCCCGCAACUGGCCCUCGCACUCGACCCGGAGACUCACGAGCCCAAACCGUACCUCAAAGACCGCGAGACUCUGGUCCACUCUGUCAGAAACAAGGUCGAGAAGAACCAGCUCCGCUCGUAUCAGCAGCAGUGGAAUGUGCGCAGCUUGGAUGGGUUGCCGGGGCUCUGGUCUGCAAUCAAGGACAAUGGGCGGUCCGUGUGGGUGGGCCGAGCGCGGAACUGGUUGCGGCACCAUGGAGAGGAAAUUGAGAUGGUGAAGACGUCGUUGCUGUGUUUGUUCUUUGCUAUGACUGUUCUUCGCUAUAUGGGAGUCAGCGGCUGGCUAUCUCUCUACGAUUCCUACCUCAGCUUUGAAGCAGGGCUGAUGCAACACAUGAAGAACGUAGGGGUCGGUUACGCCGUUUUUCUUGAGGCUUAG